Molecule: messenger RNA, 1527 nt
Organism: Leptidea sinapis
Lineage: Eukaryota; Metazoa; Arthropoda; Insecta; Lepidoptera; Pieridae
Exons: 2
Coding region: 245-1198 (317 amino acids)
Biological process (GO): regulation of transcription by RNA polymerase II
Cellular component (GO): nucleus; transcription regulator complex
Source: RefSeq, a predicted model, not a curated record
AAGGCCUGGACACACCUGUCAUACAGCCUUCCGAUCCGACUACGGUCAUACAGCGGGACGACUGUAUGAUAUGGGAAUAAACAAUGGUUUGGAAUGCAGUAGGUCUCACCUGUCCGACACGCGACCCGUCCUACUCCCACCCGUCUCCGAUUCCGGUAUCCCGUCAUGCUCCGACAUUGCAGACCAUUCGUUUACUUGAUGCGGGAAGGUUGUCGGUGGCAGUUUUUGUGUUAAAUUCAGUGAAAUGGCGGGUAUAAAAGCGGAGGAGCUUAUUGAAACUGUCCGAAUGUUUCCAGCUCUCUAUGAUCAGGCACAAGAGCAAUAUAGAAACUCGGAGUACAAGGACAUUAUGUGGAAAAAAGUUGCGAAGAAACUAAAUGUAAAAGGUCAAGAGGAGGAAUGUAAAAAGAAGUGGAACGGAAUUCGUGACAGUCUGCGAAGAGCGAGACAAAAACGGAAAACCAAAUCUGGACAGGCGGCUAUAUCUUCAAAUAAAUACAAAUUUGAGACCAUUCUUGAAUUUCUGAUUCCUCACCUCGCCGAGCGGAAAGGUAUAGGUAACGUUCCUGAUGAAGCGGAAGAAAAUAAUGAAACCCAACCCACUGAUGACCCCCAAAUGCAGAACCUAAACAAUGAUAUAAAUGCAGAUAUAAAUGAGUAUGUCUCUGAUGGGACUGCAGAAUCCGAGUCGUUGCUACCACCUAGAACUCCAUCAGCUAGUCGAGUUUCUAUCGACAACAGGACUCCAUCUGCAAAACGCAAAAGAAAGCUCCCACAUACCGAAAUGAAACCUGGAGAAUCUGCAUCAUCUCAGCUAAUGGCAUAUUUAUUGGCUGAGAAAGAAGCUGAGAAGAAAAAAAAACCUAGUGACAAUGACGAACAGCAUCCCGUUGAUGUAUUUUUGUCUGGAAUUGCUGCAUCUCUGAAAUCACUGGAUCCUCUGCGCUUACAUUCUGCCAAAGGGAAGAUCUUUAAUAUUGUUCAAGAGUAUGAACUAGAGCAGCUUCGUGAAAAUAACAACCGAAAAACUGCUAUGGUUGUUACAAGGAAUGUGUCCUCUGACACAACAUCUUUCACACUGUCAGAAGAAGAAGGAUCGUGUUUAGAUGGACAUCUUUCGAGUGGUGUACCACAAACAUCAUCAUCUCCUGCUGUCAAUGCUGACACGUACACCAACGUAACAUUUUUUCAACUUUAAUAAAUCUAUGUUUUGAUGUAACUAUGUAAUUACAUAUUAAUAAAUUCUCUUUUGAAAAAUUCCUUGUGUCUACUAUGCUCUAAUUCCAGUAAAAAGCAGUAAUGUAUUGUCCCUGUACCAAUGAUUCUUGCUUUGCCGCAAUAUAGUUCUUUGUUGAUUUAAAGGAAAAAGCACUUUCAAAAAAGUAAAAUACACUUAGGUGUGAAGGGGAUUAGCAAGCAUUUUACAUCCCUAUAGUUUAUAGUUUGUUACGGCUGAACCAUUUUUUAUGAAGAUUUACUCACACACUAUGAUUGUAAUUAAUUUUAUUUUAUGACAAUAUCUUGAUG